GUGAAACCGUCAAGGGCCCGCUCCAUCCACGUCGUGGUGUUCAUGGACUCCACGUCGGAGCUGUAUCGGCUCCUGCACGAUAGCCGGACCCGCAGCAGCAGUCCAUUGAGGUCUCCACCGUCGCACAAACUUAAACCGUGCAAGUUGCGUCCGUUGCCCCGACCGACGUCCCCCAUUCUCACGUCGACUUUCCGCGAUCUCCACGACGGCGCCAACGACGAGAUGCGGCAUAGCCCGACCAAACGGCCUCCGUUUUCAUUGCCCCAGUUGGAGACCCGCGUGCUUCAACGCAGGCGCGUGUUUUUCAACGUCGACGGGACUGCGGAAAUUGGUUUGGAAGAGAUCGUCCAGUACAACGAAGUCGAGGCAGUUCGGAUAGUCAACCCGAUGGCGGUGUGGCUUCCCAAGAAGUGUUCAAGCACGGAUGAGAUUCCACUCAUGCCGUGCUUCGCCAAAGCACACCGCGCUCGUCUGUUUGAUGUUGAAAGGUGGAAAGAACCAAUUCGAGAUCGGGACAAAGUGUGGCGGCGCGACGAACUGUCGAUGAUUCAAGCCGUCCGACCACGGAAGUACCCCAUGACGGAUGGCCGAUGCCACACGGAGAAAUGGCGGCCGUCGCGGCAGGACAACGAGCAGCAACUGAAUCGACGGGGGGUUUUGAUUGAUUCGACUUACGUGAUUGUGACUGCAAUCGGCGUGAACAUCUUUGGGCGCGUCUACGGCGCGGGGCUCCAAAGCAAGCGAUCGAUCGUGCUGCAUGUGUACGACCCCGCGCUGGCCCUCACGCACACAAUGGAGCUGUCCAUGGAUACCUUGGAGGACCUCUUCCAAGACCACAUGGAGUUGUUGGUUGCCGGACGGAAACAAGACCUCGUCUCGGGCAUCGUAGCGAUGCUGUACUUUCAGUACCCCCCGGAGGGAGCACACAGGUCGCAAACUCCCUCGUUGCACAUCAACAAAGAGAUGAAAGUCAGCGCCUCCAAGCUCCAGCGACAGCAACGUGAGCGUCAACGGCAGCUCGAGGCAGAGCUACGUCGGCUGGACGCGCUGAAAUUCCUCACCAUGGCGCGGCGACAGCGUCAUCGCAUCCUUGCCCGCAGCAUCAAAUUGGGCGGAUUCCGCUUCACAGUGACGGUGCACCAGUACCCGAACCAACUCCGCAAUUUUGCGGUCGUGGCGUACCAUCCCCCUACCGGCACGCAGUACUCGCUGCCCGUUGGGCUGCACCAUGCCGGGAAGCUCGCCCGACUCGUGGCUCCGCCGCACCAGUGGACCAAGCAAGAAAAGGCUCAAGUGGCGUCCACCGUCAUCAGCCAUCUUCGCUUGGUCGAGAAUACGUUGGGCGAGACGGCGCUGGCGAUCCAAGGACGCAUAGGAUUCUAUGGCAAAUCGCUCGCCCUCGAUUGUGCUGACACAACAGACUCCAUCGCUGAGCGCGCGUACCGUCAAUGUGUGGCCAACUCCAUCGCGGUCGUGCAAGCGGCAUGUUACAAUGACGUACGAGAGCUGCAGGGGCGGAUUGCAGGCAUCGACGUCCGGUAUGCCGUCGAGUUGAAGGAGCUCGAGACGAAGCGGGAUGACCUCCGGGCAAACGAAGCACGAGUCAAGGAACAACUGGAUGACGUCGAGAGCAAAGGACUUGUCGAUGUUGUCGAUUUGGACAAGGCAGUCAAAGCGCAGCACCGACAAGAACUGCGGGAUCUGCGGCUAGCGUUGAAGCGCGAGCGGAGCGAUACCCUCAGCCAGAUCAAGGCCACGCAACAAGAAAUCACCAACGUCCUGGCCAAACAACGUGCGGCCACUGCACACUACGAGGUAGACAUCAAGCAGCGUGUCCUGGAAUGCGAUCAGGAAGUGGAAGCGAUCGCGGCCGCCGCAAGUCGGCCCUUCCAGUACCAUGAUAUUACGAGUGGACAGCGCCGGCGCGCCCAGACGGGGUACACCAACGGCCGACGACACAGGGCCGACAUGGGCCAAACAAACAAGCUUGCGGCGGGAGCUGCCAAGCUCCGCGACGGUCACCGGGUGCGGUAUACCGUGCGGACGGCAGGCGACAGCCAACUCGAGUUCCACCUGUAUGACCCACACACUUGCCGCACCGCCAUCUUUACCUGCUCCAAACUCGCGUGGUGCAUCUGGAGCAAAGAGUCGAGCGGCGGAGACGACCUCUGGCCCAUUCAAAAGGAAAUCCCGGCCUUUAUCACGUACCCUCAAGGCGGCGGCGAUCCCUGCGAACUCGACGUCCAGCUGGCCACGCUUGCAACCGCGCUCGAAAAGCAGCACGCAACCUUUGGGGCCGUUGCGACGCAUUACGGUCGCGAAUCGUCCAAGGCAUUUCAACAGCUCAAAGCGCUGGUCACGGACAAGAUGGUACUACAACGGCGGAUCCGACAGUUGUACCAUCCGUUGGUGGCGGCGUUAACCCACCGCAUGUCCGUGGCAAGCAAUCAAGUCGACGUCAUGUCGCAGCUCGUCGACUUGCCUCAAGCUGAAAUCGCCACGUCCCAUGGCAACGCCAAGCUGUGCUCGUGCCGAAUCCACCUCGUCGCCAACCAAAUCGUGUACACAGUCGACUCAACCUACACGCGCGUGCACCCGUACACGGACGAGCUCAUGGCUGAGUUGGCGACCGAGUCGGCCGCCGAAAUGAAAGUCCACAUGGAGCUCACGGUGGCCACGAUGCAAUUGACGGACACGUUGUCAGGGGACGGAGUCGGUAUCGAAUUCCUCGAUUGAAUCCACUCGGUUGAUGUGGGGAAUCUCGAUGAUCACGACAUCGCAACGUCGACGUGAUGCGGACGGACAAUUUGGUGUGGGCGGAUGCCGCCUCCAGUCGAUGCUGCUUUUGCCUUCCGACCGCGUUCUUUCACGGGCGAGGGACGACAUCGAUGUAGUCCAUGCCACAGGAAAACACGCCAGUUGCUCGACCUCUCAAGUGGCCAUGACAAUUCGUCGUCGACGUGCGAAUCCACUUGCCAACGUCGAGGAAGGGAUCGCUGCAACGUGUGCUGCAUCGGCAAGGGAGCCAACGAUACAGCGUUCGCCUUGCGACGUUCUGGUGUCGCCACCAAGGGCGCGAGUAGGUGGCAUGCCAUCCCGUCGUCGCCAUAGCUACCUUUGCCAGUGGCACGACCGUCGCGUAUGCUCAGCCACACGUCACCGACCGCAACAGGCGUCGUGGUGGAUUUUUUGUGUUAAAAAGCUACGUACUUUGGAACACGCUGGAGUUGCUUGGAUGGCACAUUCGCGACGGUGCCGCCGCUGACACGGUCUUGGCCCCCCGCCACGGACUUUAGGAAUCUCGUGAGGCAAGGAUGGCCCAGUGGGUGGCGUUUUC
Aphanomyces invadans is the source of this 3337-nucleotide messenger RNA. RefSeq lists its product as hypothetical. The transcript has 14 exons. Bases 43 to 2736 code for a protein of 897 amino acids. The record is from RefSeq and is a predicted model, not a curated record. NCBI's taxonomy places the organism in Eukaryota, Oomycota, Saprolegniomycetes, Saprolegniales, Verrucalvaceae.